AUGGAUCCUGGAAGCCCAGACUCUCCUGAAACUGAUGGUUUUACUGUCACUGUACAUGUUGAUCCUGCAAUUGCCUUGGUUGGACAAGGUGUGAUGUUGUCCUGCCAGCCCGUAGGCCACAACCCCGCUAACAUUCAAGUGCAUUGGUAUAAAUGGGAAAGGAGCAAAAAUAUGACGUUAUAUUUUUACAAUAGCACAGAAAAUGGAACUGAGCUGGGCCGGGCUGGGGACCAGCAAAGGAGUGAUGCUCCCAAAGGACGAUAUGAGAAUGGAGUCGUUAGGGUGAAACUCUUUCCAGUGCAAGUAGAAGAUAGUGGGCAGUAUGUGUGUGCGGUGACAAACGAUGGUGUCUAUCAAGAAGCUAUCACCCAGGUGAUUGUUGCAGGUUUUGGAUCUGCACCUCGCCUAACUAUAGACCAUCAGCAGAAUAAUUCAAUCACUCUGAGGUGUACGUCCCAAGGGUGGUAUCCACAACCUGAAGUAUGCUGGACUGACAGCACAGGACAAAAUAUAACUGCUAUGGCUGAAACAAGAAUCCAAAAAGAUGUGACAGAUCUGUAUCAAAUCCACAGUACGCUCAGGGUAGCAGAUAUUGCUUCUGACACUAUCUUAUGCACUAUAAGAAACCCCUUGCUGAAGAGGCACCACAAAAAAGUUAUUGCAAUUUCAG
Molecule: messenger RNA, 670 nt
Organism: Terrapene triunguis (Three-toed box turtle)
Lineage: Eukaryota; Metazoa; Chordata; Testudines; Emydidae
Product: butyrophilin-like protein 2
Exons: 3
Source: RefSeq, a predicted model, not a curated record